CAAAGAGGAAACGCUCGGCCACAAGCACGCGUUACAAGACAGGAGCGUGAACGGGUUCAGGCGCAAAAGCUCACCAAGCACUCCUUCAUUUGUUGCAAGAAUGAAUUAAUAUGCACACGUGUUAAUUAUUUUGUUUAGCUGACUUUGGGGGCAGGGCGAGUUCAAUGGGAACCAUCGCAAUGAGGGCGGGGCUCGCUCAAUACCUCUCAGCAGCCCGCCUUGGCCCCUUCUCUUCACUCCGUGCUUUCAAGGCAGCUGAAAGAUGGACGCCCCGGCCAAGCUCGCUAUUGUCAUGAAGGUCAUCGGCCGCACUGGCUCGCGUGGCCAGGUGACCCAGGUGCGCGUCAAGUUCCUGGACGACCAGAACCGCCUGAUCAUGCGCAACGUGAAGGGCCCCGUCCGCGAGGGCGACAUCCUGACUCUGCUGGAGUCUGAGCGUGAGGCCCGCCGCCUGCGGUAAAUGCAGCAGCUUCAGAGGUUGCUGCCUUUUAGCAGGAGAUAGAGUGUAACCGUGGCGUAUAACACUUUGGACUCGCUGUCUCUCUGUCCGUCUCUGCCGUAAGCUGUACAGCAGCACUGGCCAGUACCUGCAGCAUCAGCGAAGCUCUAGCUGCCUACAGUCAGGCAGCUUCUGCGAGCAGCUCAGGCAGGCAGUGCGCGAUUCGCUCUGGCGCUUGUGUUCAGGAGCAGCAGUGGGAAAUGAUGCAGCUGUGGCUACACAGCAGCCAGGUACAAUGUGGCGAGUGGGGUGUGGAGCGCCGAAUCGGACGGGCAUGGCUGGUGAGCGGAUAGGCGUGGAUCGGGUCAUGGCUGUCGGGUUGCCCUUCGGGUAGUUGGCGUUGUGCGGGGGGGCGCGAUCAGGCAAUGCACGGGCGUCAGCACGGCGUUGCCGGAGGCUUCAGGAGCUGCAGCUGGCGCUGCUGCGGGCGUGCGCCUCUUAAAGAGCGCCGCAGCUGUGGGCGCUGCUCACUGGAACAGCCGCGGGGGGGGGGGGCGCCGAGCGUGAUGGGCCAGCGGUAUGACGUGCAAAGCGGGUGCGCGGGCAAGCUAUGUCGCACUUGACCGCAUUGAUGCUGGCCUCGUUGUGGGCAUGGACAUGAUUUGGCAGUGCCGUCCAUGCUCUUCGUUUGCUGCGCACUGUUGUCGGUUGCUUUUUAGGUGUUAGCCGUUUACUCUUAGUGCAAGGAGGGUUGAGGUCGUGAAUGCACGGGGGCUUCGGUGUGUUGGGUGUGAUGCAGGUCAGGAUAGCGCUGGUCUGGCGAGUGGAGCGGGCGGAGGGGGAAUGGGGGGCGGGUUCUGUCAGCAGCCAGCAGUUCUUGCGCAGCUAUUUCAUCUUUCACCUUGCAGUGAGAAAGCUCAGUUUGAUAACAGCUCAACAGAGAAGACCACAACAGCUCACGAUUCAUGCAAACGAGCUCGGUUGGAA
Molecule: messenger RNA, 1426 nt
Organism: Chlamydomonas reinhardtii
Lineage: Eukaryota; Viridiplantae; Chlorophyta; Chlorophyceae; Chlamydomonadales; Chlamydomonadaceae
Product: ribosomal protein S28
Exons: 4
Coding region: 293-460 (55 amino acids)
Biological process (GO): ribosomal small subunit assembly; translation; maturation of SSU-rRNA
Cellular component (GO): ribosome; cytosolic small ribosomal subunit
Molecular function (GO): structural constituent of ribosome
Source: RefSeq, a predicted model, not a curated record